Molecule: messenger RNA, 4341 nt
Organism: Recurvomyces mirabilis
Lineage: Eukaryota; Fungi; Ascomycota; Dothideomycetes; Mycosphaerellales; Teratosphaeriaceae
Exons: 3
Coding region: 1-4341 (1446 amino acids)
Molecular function (GO): protein binding
Source: RefSeq, a predicted model, not a curated record
AUGGAUAGCCCGACUGCCAGCGAGCCGCUGUCGCCGGAGGAGGACUUCUAUGGCGACGAUGCGCCCGACGCGUCUGACGCGCCUGUAAUGGACACCACAGCCCGCUUGGAGGUGAGGACUACCCCGGAGCAAGAGCCAGUGUCUUCAGCAUCCGUCCACCUGGAUCUGGUGGGCGCUUCUGCCCACGACAAGACCCGCGAGGAUCACUCACUGACUAACGGCGCUGCUACUUCCGAGCACUCUACGGACAGCCAUACCGAAGAUCACUCCUCAUCGGACAUGGACAUGUCAGAGUCGGAGCAGGAGGCCGAGCUCGACGCAUCGACUCCAAGCCUAGCCCAGCAGGAGCUGGCCUGUGACCAGAGCCAGCCCGCUGUGAACAAGCGAAAGCUAAGUGAUACUCUAGAUGAAUCCGAAGUGGCCGGGAACUUACCUGGAAAUAUUUCGUCCAAGAGACUUCGACUUUCCACCUCCGGAUCCUGUUUUACGGACAAGCUCACCCCAGAACUGCUGCAGCAGGUCUUCACACGCCUCUCUCCGGCCAUGCUUUGUCGGUGCCGCCGCGUGUGCAAGCGAUUCGAGCACGUCUUGACGAGCUACCAGAAUCUGUCGCCAACUCCGAAGAAAGAUACGAGGAAAGUUCAGCCGGUACGCCUUAUUGACAGCAACGCGAUUUUCAGGGAGUCCCGUCAGAAGUUCAUGCCUAAUAUGCCAAGGCCAUUGGAAGGCCACACGGAACUCGGUAUGCUGAAGCUAAUGUCCGGAAGGACCUGCCAGGGUUGUGAUCGUGCCUUUCUGCCUCAGGCGACUUCGUUUCCAUUCAAUGCAGGCCCUGGACGUCUUGGUCUUCGAGUCAUCUGGCCUUUUGGUCAGCGCUGGUGCGGCACGUGCUUUGAAGCGAGGACAGUCAAGGAUAUCGAGGUCCUUACAUCUCCUGGCGGACCAUUCCGAGCUGGGCUGUCAUAUGCCUUUCAGACAAUGGACAUGAACUUCGUGGGAGACACCCAGCGCCAGACCCCCGUCGGCAUCCCGUCAACACUACGUGCAUCAAAGGUCUAUUCCAAGACUGAUGUUCAACACAUCCUGGCAGAAGCCGAGGAGACGAAAGCAUAUGGUGCUGGCGUCGCCGACGAAUGGCAGAAAGGUCUUGCUACGAAGGGUAAGCAGAGUAUGACUGACUGUGCCCGUUGGGAGCGUUGGGAGGCCUCUUUCAGCCAAGGACGGGAUCUUUCACAGGUGCUCCGAGAGUCUGAUCCACAGGUGCCUUCCUUGCCAGUCAAGAAUGAUAACAGUAAGUCUGCUGGUGUAAGCAGCGCCGAGUCGCUUGCAACGUUCCAUGGUCCACUCCCGCUGCCACUGCCCGUACAUACGCUUAGGCCUCCAGGUUUUGCGCCACCCAUGUUGCCGGCUAAUGCCAUGAUUCCACCACCCACAAAGCCGGUGCGGACACAACAGGAUAUCGAACUUGCUCGUGCUGCCAGGAGGGCCGACAUUGAGCGCCGAUGUCAGGAGCUCCAGCCGCCUCUACCGCAGAAUAUCCUGCACCAGAUGCCAUGCUUUAAGGAGUCCAUGCAGAUCAGUAUACCAAUGGACGACGCACAGUGGAAAGUCCUGGAGCCACGACUACUUGCACAACGAGAGGCAGCAGAGUUGAUCGAACACAAGAGAACCAUGGACCUCGCAGCUCUGCAGACAAGAACGUACGACGUACCCACCGAGAAUUUGGGAUACUUCAAGCCAGCCAAAGAAGUCUAUGGUACCGACUACGACCGCGCGCAAGAGCCACUGCGCAAGCGCCUUGCCGAGUAUGCCGAUGAGAUUACUGGUACCGACUUGCAAAACCAGCCUGUGACCAGCGGCGAAGAAGCUUCAGAGCUUGUCAUUAAGGUUCUCACGCACGCGAAAACACGCUAUGAUGAGGACAAAGCUUCAGCAAACCUGCCAAAUCCUGUUAGCUUGACGCACCGCCGCAUCUCCAUGUCCAUCGAAGACAGGCCUUAUCGAGAACCGUUCCUUUCGCUCGACAACAUGAAGUCGCUGUAUGAGAACAAAGUACGCGGCCGAUUGGGGCAUCAGUAUAGCGAGCCUUUCAUGUGCGCCGACUGCCCCAAUGAUUGGCAGAGCAAGCUCCUCGGCUUCGAGAGUCUGAUCCAACACUUUGGUGCCAAGCAUACAUCAUCGUUCGGCACAGAGAAUGUGGUAGUGCAUUGGCAGCUUAGUGAAUGGCCAGUGGUACCACCGUUUCAUCCUCAGCCUUGUAAGAAGCCGGGCGAGCAGCGCCGAAAGCAUAAAGGACACCAAGCUGCCCACAAAGCACUAGGCAGAACGUGGACACCAUCCGGCCACAAUGAUACCAUAUCGUUCAAGAAUGCAGCGGCACAUCACGGCGGACAGUUUACUCCAGGAUCUAACCCUGGUCACCACGGCCUGUCGGUCAACACAGAUGGUGUCUCCGAUCAUCCUUCGAUAGUCCCGAAUGGCUACGUUCACGGUGCACCAGCCCAUGCCGGCCAGCAGCACAGACUUGGCGAUCCGCAACGCAGCUUCUCGAACAGCACAGGCGCUUCGGCAGCAUUCUUUGCUGGUUCGUAUGGUGAAGAUCAAAUGUCGCAAUUCAUGUCCGAUGCACGUGCGACGUGGGAUGCUCUUGCUGGCAUUAAAGAAAUGCUUGACUGUGUCCGCAUUCAGACGACCAUAUAUACGGCCGCCGCAAAUUAUGCCAAGCUUUUCGUUUACUGGCCGGGUCUGGACAUGGUCACUGAUGCUCUAGCUACGAGUUCUAAGCUACAGCCGCUGAAGGAGGCAUCUGGGCUUGCUUGUCAACUGUGUACCAGACUGCAACAUGAAGGCCUUGCCAAGGUUGAGGGCUACUAUGCCCGCAUCAAGGACGUGCAGCUUCGUAACUUCACGUCUCUGGCCACGCACUUCAAACUUGUGCAUGUUCAGGACGAUCGUGCGGAUGGCCCGCAGUGGCAUAGGGACAUGAUCGAGUGGCCUGAAAGUGCAGCCAUCGCUAAGCUGAUGCACUCGCAGGGCAUGGACGACAUCAAGCUUAGCCUUCUUGCGAAGGCCUUUCCAGCCGCGUUUCCUCCUCAAUUGCCUCAAAUCGGGCACGUCACAGAGUCUGCUGCCAAUUCUGAGCAAGAUAGUGCACUCAUCAAACGCUUGACUGGAAGAUGGAAGCCCAAGCAGCCGAAGAGCAAGAAGAAGAACAAGAACCAGAAUGCUAAUGGGACACCGCAACGCAGUGCGAGCUUAGACAGUACGCCUGCGCCUACCGCUGAUCAGUAUGAUCCGAGGAAUCCGAUGGACGCUGAGGAGGAUCCUAUGGCGAGGUUUGACUCGGAUGUUGCGAGGAAGAAGGGUCCAUCGCCCGUUGUGUCGACUCCUUCCGCUGGCACUACGAUCGCACCAGGUGUCAAUCUUUCGGCAGAGACGCUCGCGAUGCUGAGCAACCUCACAAGCCACAUGACUCAGCCUCAGCAGCAGCAGGAUCAAUCGACUGCUGUCAAAGUCGAGCCAAUUGAUACGAAUGACCAUGCUGCAUCUAAUGGCAUCUUAUCUGCCGAGCUGGACUUUACUUCAGUCCUGGCGUCUCUUACUCAGCAUUUGCCAAGGGCUCAAAGCGGUACACCACUGUCUGCAGGCACUCAACGAUUCGGUAAUGCCACUCGAAGCACCCUCCCGCAUCCUUCGGCAGUAUUUCAAGAAUCGCCUUCGACGUACCGACCACAGGACAGACGGGCGGCCAGCGAGCAUUAUGCCGCUGAACGGACAUAUCAAGCUCCUCCGUCUCCACAUCGUUACGAGCCGCGAGACAUACAGGCUACCAUGGCCCGUAACACCUCCCACUACCAACAAAAUCAGCAGGGUACAUACAGCCACCCAGCAGAAGCAACUUCCUACCCGACAUCAACCCACCGCUCACCUCCACGCUACCGCUACCUAGACGCGCCUGAGCAGCCUUUACCCCGCUACGAAGAUCCUCCGCUACCAGCCCAUUCACACCCAGCCUACCGUGGCGCAGCCCCACUGCUGCAAUACAUGCACGCACCCGAGCAUCUCGCAUACGAGCCCGCAGGUCCUCCGCAGCAUGCGCAGGGCUACGGCUACCACCCUGCUCCUUCACAUCCACCACCACCACCACCUCAUACCCGUACCGUGUAUGUGGACCAAUUCGGCCACCCGCUUGAGCUGAUCCCUAUCGAUAAUGCGCCGGCGCCGAUCCAGUACGCGCCGCAUCCGUAUGAGCAGCAGAUGCAGAUGGGUUAUGGGCAGCAGACGCAGCCACAGUAUCAGGUUUACUAUGAGCCGGCGCUGGAACAGGGGAGGAGUCGUUAG